Apis cerana (Asiatic honeybee) is the source of this 3844-nucleotide messenger RNA. Its product is annotated as organic cation transporter protein. Gene Ontology annotation, biological process: transmembrane transport. Gene Ontology annotation, molecular function: transmembrane transporter activity. Gene Ontology annotation, cellular component: membrane. NCBI's taxonomy places the organism in Eukaryota, Metazoa, Arthropoda, Insecta, Hymenoptera, Apidae. The record is from RefSeq and is a predicted model, not a curated record.
CCUCGUGUCAACUACAUAAUUACAGGAGAAAAAUUUUGAUUUCGAUAGCGCCAUGUCUUCGUUAUCUCCUACCAAUAAGAAGUACACGACUCGUUCGCCAGAGCGCCUCGAGGACUCGGUUUCGUGUCGGCAGACGGAUGUCGUGCUUUCGGCUGUCAAUCAUUCCGCCGCUUCGUCCUCCACUAUCACUUCACCUCUGUCCAAUCAUUCUACACGCAUAUUCCAUUCUGAUGAGACACGAGUCGAAUUUAAUGUUCCAUCGAUAGAAGAGACGAUAACUUUUCCAUGAUACACUCGUAGAUUAAACAAAUAUUCGUAUGUUCGAAGUGACUUGAAGAACGAAACGGAAUAGAAUUAGAUCACGUGGUCUAAGAUCUUUGUGGUGGACGACUUUGUUUACAACAAACAUGUCAGUGACUCCGUGCUUCUCGAUAUGGAACUCGAUACAAGGCGCACCUUCUUUCCAUCAAUUAAUCCCGAGGUUAAAAUUAGGAGCGUUGGAUAAUUGGUGAAGGGGCCAUAACGAGCUUGAAAAAUUGGCGCUGCUCAUCGUUUAAUUGAACGUCGUUCGCCUUUAUUUCUACCAGUGAACGAGCGUGGCGAACGGCAGUCGUGUGCUCGAAUUCGAUUCGAAACAAACCUACUUUCCGCAAUAUCGAGCAUUAUCAGCAGACAAAAUUCCUAGAAUCGGUAUCUCAAGAAGAAAAUCCGAGGAGGAAAAUAAGCGGUAACGGUGCGAGGACGACCGCAAAUUUUGUAAAAAAUAAAUCCAACGCAUUCUCCAAUGGACAGUGCAAUCCGCUUCGGUCGGUUCAGUUCGUUCUGCCCACAGUUCCACUCACGGUUAUCCAGUUCUCCGUGAGCAUUAGAACAGUACAGUUCAUAUCUUCACGCGAUUGCAUUACUUUCAACUUUGCAGCCAGCAAUUCGUCUCAUUCAUCUUGCGUCGAGCGAUCUUCGCGUUGGAAUCAACGAGAUUAGCGAGUUUGAAGUGCGUGCAUUUUUUUCUUUUCUAAACUUUUGCCAAUUAGAAGAAAGAAGAGGGAAAGAAUUAGGGAAGAAAAUCGAAAUUUGAAAUACGAUGUCCACUAGGCUGGAAUCGAGAAAAGUGAUCUGAAUCGGAAGCAAGUGCGAGAAUAUCGUCGCGAACAAAUAAACGAGGUUUGCCAAGAUCGAAAAAUGGCGAGCGUGGACAAUAACCUGGAGGAAUUGAUGAGCCAUCUCGGGGAAUUCGGUAAAUACCAAUUCUGGCAAUUCUCCCUGCACAUCCUGGGCGCGUUGACGGCCGGUCUGCACAUGCUGACACUGUUGACGGUGGCCGCUGUACCACCCCACAAGUGCAACGUGCCCGAGACCACCGCGGAUCCUCUCAAUAAUCUCACGACGAUCUCGAAUUCGAGCGUGGAAAUUUUGCCCCGAGCCGUGGACGCUUGUUACUACUUGGACGCGAACAACGAGAUGAAGGAAUGCGAGUCGUGGACCUACGACACCCAGUACUUCCAAUCGUCCCGAGGCAUGGAGUGGAACUUCGUGUGCUCGCGAAGGUGGAUGGGCGCCCUGGCCCAAUCCUCCUACAUGUUCGGCGUGUUCAUCGGCGCGGUGACGCUGGGCAGCCUUGCCGACAAAUACGGUCGAAAGAUAAUAUUCUACGUGUCGGCGAUCGCGCAACUCGUUCUCGGAGUGUCAGUCGCGUUCGUCAACAACUACCACCUGUUCCUCGUGUUCAGGUUCUUGUACGGGAUCUUCGGCUCGGCGGGCGCGUACAUAACAGGAUUCGUGCUCAGCAUGGAGCUGGUGGGCGCCACGAAGAGGACCGUCUGCGGGAUAAUGUUCCAACUAACUUUCGCCGUUGGUUUCAUGCUGGUUGCGAUUUGGGGGGCCGUGAUCAAGGAUCGUACGUGGCUGCAGAUCGUUUACGGCCUUCACAGCGCCCUGUUGGCCGGCCACUGGUGGCUGAUGGACGAGUCGCCCAGGUGGUUGUGGGCCCAGGGCCGCGUCACCGAGGCGCUCGCGAUCGUGCAGAAGGGUCUGAGGAUGAACGGGGCCGACGUCGACGUGGACGCCGCGAAACUGAUCGGGGAGGGGAAGAUUCGAGGGCACGUGGAUCGAAGGGAGCGGUCUUACGGGGCGUUGGACCUGUUCAAGACGCCCAAUCUGCGCAAGAAGACGUUGAACGUGUGCCUGAAUUGGUUCGCCAACUCGAUCGUCUAUUACGGCCUGUCUUUGAACGCGGGCAACCUGGUCGGCAAUCCCUUCCUCAUGCUGUUCCUCAGCGGCCUGGUCGAGAUGCCCACCUACGUGAUGAUCUGUUUCCUGAUGGAUCGGCUGGGGAGAAGGUGCAUGAUCACCUCGUUCAUGUUGAUCGGCGGCGUGUGUUGCAUAACAGCCUCCGUGAUACCCGGCGGAUCGGAUUUGACAAGGACGGCGAUCGUCGGGAUCGUUCUGUUCGGCAAGUCGAACAUAUCGGGCUCGUUCGCCGUUAUUUACAAUUACACGGCCGAGUUGUUCCCCACCGUGGUGAGGAACACGGGUUUGGGAAUUGGAUCGAUGUGCGCCCGUCUCAGCGGCACUUUGACACCCGCCAUAAUGCUGUUGGACUCGUUGGACCCCAAAGUGCCCGCCAUUCUCUUCGGUUUCAUCGCCCUUCUGUCCGGUUUCCUGUCCAUGUAUCUGCCCGAGACGGUGAACCAACCGAUGCCCGAGACCAUAGAGGACGGGGAGAAUUUCGGCAGGCACGACACCUGCUUCGCCACGUGCUUCGGCUCGGAUAAAAAAGGCAGGUCCACUUACGAAGUUAAGUUGAAUCAAUUGGCGGAGAAGGACGAGAAGGAGAGGUUGAAUCAGGGUGAAAACGCUAGGGAGUAUUCCUCUUGAAAUGUAAAAAUGUGAGAGGGUGGGGAAAAGAUGUAAAUGUUGCAGAAUUUUUUUUUCUUUUUCUUUUUUUAUUAUCAUUCGUGAAAAACGUUUGGAUGAUUCGUGUCUUCUACGAAUUUCUAGAUUUUUCGUAAUUGCAACUGGAGAAAUCCAACGUUGCGAAACUAUGCAACGGCCGUUAUUUUAUGUACGGGCGUUUUUUAUUUUGCUUUAAAUAAUGCAAUGGUUCGAUUUGUUGACGAUAAUUUGAAAUGUUUUUCUUUUAAUUAUUUUGUUACAGAAAAAUUCCGCAGCGUUAAUACGGCCACUGUUUGACGUGAAAAGAAUAUCGAUGCGUCAAAAAUUAAUUUUUAAACUUAUCUUUUCCACGUUAAAUCUGAAAGAGAGGCGAGUUCUUUUCAUUAACGAUCGUAUUUUUAUGAUUUUUUUUUUUUUUUCGUUCUUAGUACGUUCAUUGCUGAAAAAAAUAAUAUACGAAAAAAUUUUAUUCGAUACGAUUUCAAAUUUGACGCGAAUAUUGUUAUGAAUAUUCUCUUUGCGAUUUCUAAUUAUAUAUUUUUUACAUUUAUCACGCGCAUGAUAAAUGUAGGUAAUGACUCGAAUGGUAUGCAAUGAAUAUAUUUAAAAGGAUUUAACAAAAGACCAUUGUUCCUAUUCUGCUAUUUUCUAUUUAGUGUGUGAAAAGAUAUGACAAAGAAUUUAUUGUUCUUAAAAAGAAAUGUAUGCAUCUGCAAAGAAAGUUACUAGAAAGACUGAAAUUUCUAGAAAUUGUUCAAAUCAAAAUCUCUCUUCUAUCAAAUAUCUAUACACUUGUAAUAUAAAAUGAAUAAAAAUUUUUAAAAUUUAAUUUUCAACGUUCAAAAGUACGAUGACGAUAAGAUCGAAUUAUAAAGAGAAAUUAUAUUUUUUAUAUCUUGCAAAUGUGUAAAUAAUAACAAUUUUUGGCAAGAAUAAAUAACUCGAUAAACAA